Paramecium octaurelia is the source of this 1606-nucleotide messenger RNA. NCBI's taxonomy places the organism in Eukaryota, Ciliophora, Oligohymenophorea, Peniculida, Parameciidae. The record is from the annotation of a GenBank genome assembly.
AUGCAAAAAAAGGAAGAGUAACAAAAAAAGAGAUAUUUAUCUGUUAUCAACAAGAUUCUAGUGAUUCUGACAGGAAUUCUACUAGCCUACAAUAUUAAAUUGUACUUCGAUCGUGCUUCUUCGUCUCACUACGAAAUUAAAGGAAAUGGUAAUACUUGUAUUCAUAAUCAGAAAUCACUAUGAAAAAUGAUUAAAGGUAUUUGUCAGACUUUCAACUUACCCCACUUUCAAAAGUCCUUUCCUAAAAUCCACAGGCAACCAAAUUAAAUGCACAAUUGUCAUACAAUCGCAUUAAUGAUUUCAGAGACUUUUUUGCCAGCUUGGAGUAACUAAGUAACCUAAAUGAAUGUAAUCAUUUUGAAAUAUUUACUUAGUGUCACUUUCUAUUGGUAAGAAUCCAAUAGUGAAUGAAUAAGAGUAAGCUGUAUCAUUAGGCAAAGCAUUAGCUAAACUCACCAAAUUAACCAAUUUAAACUUAGAAUUAGACUCAUUAUUCAAUAAACAAAAUAUAGAAGUAAUUCUAAAGGGAUUGAGUAAAAUUUCUGGAUUGACUGAAUUACGUGUGUCUCUCAUUAGUUGUGAUUUGUCAGGAGAUGGAUUGUAAUCACUUUAUCCAUUGACAGAAAUAAAGAAUUUGAAGUCUUUAGAGCUGUUAUUAAUUGGUAGCAAAUUGAAGGAAUAAGAGAUGAAACAUUUGUAAACAAUUUUACAUAGACUUCCCAAAUUACACAAAUUGAAUCUUAAUCUCUAUGCAAAUAAAAUAUAAGUUGAUGGAGCAAUCACUUUGAGUGGAGGAUUGUUUUAACAGAGACAAUUGUAGGAAUUUGGAAUAGAUCUAUAUUUCAAUAACAUUACUACAAAUGGAACAGAAAGUUUAAUGGGAGUCGUUGAAUCUAUGGAGAACUUGACGUCAUUAAAAUUAGGUUUAGAAUUCAAUUAUAUAAAGAAUGAGGGAGGAAUAUUAGUUGGAAAGGGAUUAUCAUAAUUGAAGAACCUUAAAGAUUUAUCUGUAAAUGCAGCCAGCAAGAAUUUUGGAUUUGAUGGCUAUGAAGCAAUUGUCACUGCAAUUGAAAAUUUGCCACCUCUAGAGAAUUUAGAAUUGAUUAUUGGAGUUAAUAAGUGUGGAGUAUCAGGAGCAGAAUUGUUAAAAUAGGCUUUGUUUAAACAAAAUAAAUUGAAAUCAUUGAAAAUUAACUUCCUGGAGAACUAUGUUGGAGACGCAGGAGCUACCUACGUUGCUGAAGGGAUUCAAUACUAAAAACACUUAGAAGAAUUAAGUGUCAACAUGAACUAAAAUUCCUUAUCUGACCGAGGGGCUCUUGAAUUAGCCAGGGCUGUCAAAAAUUCUAAAUCACCGAAGGUAUAAAUGCAUCAUUAUAUUUAGAUUGUUGACUUGAAAGCAAGUUCAAAUGAAAUUACAGACAAGGGAAUCAAAGAUAUUUUAGUACUUUUGGAAUAGGCUCUCCCUAAGGUUGACUCAUUGCAUGUAGAAUUGUUAGACACUGCACUUACAAAUUCAACAAGAGAUGAUAUUGAACUGAAAUAUGGAAGUGUUGACAAAUUGUACCUUAAAUUAAAUACAAUCCCUCCAAGUAAUUGGGAAUGA